This is a messenger RNA of Naegleria gruberi, 1101 nucleotides long. RefSeq lists its product as uncharacterized. The record is from RefSeq and is a predicted model, not a curated record. NCBI's taxonomy places the organism in Eukaryota, Heterolobosea, Eutetramitea, Acrasida, Naegleriidae. The coding region runs from base 1 to 1101 and encodes 366 amino acids. The transcript has a single exon.
AUGGUGGUCAUUUUCAUGCUAAUUUCAUCCACUCAAUGCCAAAAAUCCUAUUCGAUUGCUUCCAUUGUUUCGAAUAUGACAUUAACCACCAACAAUGAUGGAUGUACAUCCAUGAAAAUUGUUGAAGAUCUUGAAUAUUUGUUUAAUGGAAGUUUCUCAAGAGUUGGAAGAGCAUUUCCAUACAAUGUGCUUUCCAAAAUUGAUUCCUCAUCAUGGAAAAUUGAAGUUUUGAAUUCUGGCUAUUCGAUUUCGUCUCAAUUAGAAUUAGGAAGCAUCUCUUCCUUUAUUGUUUCUACUUUGAGUCCUGCAACACCUUCGAAUAGCAUUACCAAAUUAUCUAUUCGAAUGUCAUUUUCUGCAUUCCCAAAACUUGAAGUGAUUAAUUCCAAUUCCCAAUUGAGAUAUCACUACAAAGACAAUGCUCCAAUCUCUUUCAUUUCGACAACCAUUCUAUUCGAUUCUUCAUUUAAUUCCUAUCCUUUGAAUUCUUCAAAUGGUCAACUCUAUAUUCAAAAUAAUUCCAUGCCAAUUGUAACAUUUAACAUGAGCAACUUGUCUCCCAAUACUGAAUUUCAACCAAUGGUUUCUAUCAACAGUUUCGUCUCAAAAGAUUGUGAUUCUUCUCAUAAUACUAAUGAGAAUCAAUAUGACAAGAUGGACUCAUCAUUUACAUAUGGAAUGGUUGGUGGUAUAGUGGGUUUUUUUGUUUUGUUAAUUGUUGUAACGGCGGCAAGUUUAGUUUGCGUCCAUUUUUGCAUGAAAAAACAAUUCUUUAAGGAGAAGAAAAAACCAAAAGAUAGAGAAAAUCCAGAUGAGGUACCUGUUUCGUCUAAUAAGGAAGAAACACAAAGAAACAAACCUAUCUCAGAGUCUAAACCAAAAGUCAAAUACGAAAAUCCAACAAGCUAUAUUUCCAGCUAUGAAGAGCCAACCAGUACAAAUUAUUAUUCCAGUGAUAUUGACUAUAGUGGUGGAGGUGGUGGAUGGGAUUCGAAUACUGGAGGUGGGUGUGAUUAUGGUGGAGGUGGUGGUGGUGGAUGUGACUAUGGUGGCGGAGGCGGUGGAUGUGAUUAUGGAGGUAGUUCUGGAUUUGCUGAUUAA